This is a messenger RNA of Mytilus californianus (California mussel), 2681 nucleotides long. Its product is annotated as multiple epidermal growth factor-like domains protein 6. The record is from RefSeq and is a predicted model, not a curated record. The transcript is spliced from 12 exons. Gene Ontology annotation, molecular function: scavenger receptor activity. Lineage: Eukaryota; Metazoa; Mollusca; Bivalvia; Mytilida; Mytilidae. Bases 56 to 1876 code for a protein of 606 amino acids.
UGUACUUCCUGGUUAACUGUACUAGUGGAUAUAUUGUGAUGUUGUUGUUGUUGCAAUGAAGAUGAUCUCAAAGCUGCAAACACAUAUUAUUCUUAUUAUGAUACAGACUUGUAUGAUGACAGUUACAGCACAGAUAAAUCUGGCUUUACAUGGAAGAGCAGAACAAGACACAACAUAUAAAGACGGAGCUGGUAUUUCAUACAAUGCGAACUUGGCAAUAGAAGGACCUGCGAAUAACAAUUGGAAUGAUGGAUGUUCAUCUACAGCUGGUAAUCAAUCGAGCACAUGGUGGGGUCUUCUUCUUCCCAAAUUAGCCUACAUUACUAGUGUUCAGAUGUAUUUACGGAAUGAUGUGCCAACCCGAAUGAAUGAUUUCCGGUUGUACCUUUCAAAUGGAACUGUGUAUUCCGAAACAACUGAACUAUGCUACAGAGAUAUUAAAAAACAGGCCUACCUUAACCUGAAUAGGAGCAUCGAUUGUGAUAAUAGCCCUUCAACAAAUGUGUACUUCUUCAACAGAUACACGUUCAUCCAAUUAUGUUACAUAGAAAUAUACGGAUGUUGGAAAGGUUUCUGGGGAGAAAAGUGUGCAAAACCAUGUCCACCCAAAUGUAUUGACCAACAUUGUUAUCCUACAAAUGGAACCUGUAUUUGGGGAUGUGACCCUAAAAACUGUAUGAGUAAUACGUGUUACAGUACUACAGGUGUUUGCUUUGGAGGGUGUGUUCUUGGACGAGCUGGACAAUACUGCAAUAAAUAUAACUUGGCUUACAAUCAAACAGCAAAGAUAAUUCCUGUGGGCCAAACUAAUGCAAGACUUUCAGUCGAUGGACUCAUAUCAACUUGUAAUAGUUUUUCUUUUACUGGAACCAGUUCCUAUUUGCAAGUUGCAUUUGAAUCCCUAAGUGUUAUAACUACAGUGCAUUUUGUUUUUGGAGAUAAAACGACCGAUGACGAUGGUCAUACAGUCUAUUGUUCUAAUACCACUGAUACGUGGAAUGAUGGCACAUUAUUGUACAGGGGCAAACGUUUGGAGACGGACAUCAAUGUAUUUGUUGUUUGCAUAUAUUUGAUAUAUGUACCACCGAUGUUAAAUGGAGAUUCUUUAGUGGAAUUGUGUGAAAUUGAAAUCGGUGGCUGUCCUUUAGGAAGAUAUGGAAUCAACUGUAAAAAUGUUUGCCACUGCAACGGACCAUAUGACUUAAUUACAGGAAAUUGCACAUUUGGAUGUUUAGAUGGGUGGAUUGGUUACAGAUGUGACAUUGCUUGUUCUAGUGGAAUGUUCGGAAAUCAAUGUAGAGAACAUUGUUCUGCAAACUGCCUAAAUCCACCAUGUAAUCACGUGUCAGGUAAAUGUAAUGAAGGUUGCAAUAGAGGAUGGGAGAAAUACAAUUGUACAAAAGAAUGUGACAUUGGCCAUUUUGGUUCAAACUGUUCACAGACCUGUCUCGGGUGUAUAUCAAACAUGUGUGAUAAAGUUACCGGCAGGUGCACUUAUAUCAGUGCAUGUAAACCAGGCUUUUUGAAUGGAGAGUACUGCAAUCAGGAAUGUGACGAUUGGUAUUUUGGGAUAAACUGUGCAAAAAAAUGUAACUGCCGCACUACACCUUGUAAUAAAUUUGAUGGUACUUGUUCUGUGGAAGAGUGUGAAAGAGGAUGGCAUGGUGCUUCGUGUGAUGAAGAAUGUACUAAUGGUUAUUUUGGAUUCAGCUGUAAGAUAUUUUGUGAAACAUGUUUUAAUCAUUCAUGUGAUAUAAUGCAGGGGAAUUGCAGAGCCGGUUGUAUCGACGGAUACCGUGGCCGCACGUGCACAAUGAUGUCAGGUAUUUCUAAUGUAUUAGUCCAUAUACAAUAUAUGUUGCAAUUGUUUUUUUAAACUGACCGUUAGAAAAAAAUAAACAAGUAUGUUUUUGUUUUAUUGAAGUUGAAUUUAUCGUUCAGUCUUUAAAUUCUGUCUGAAAAGGGAAUUUCAAACUGUGUAUUUUCUUAUAUGGUUAAAAAAAAUGGAUUGCGGAAAUAGAAAGGAAACAAUAUAUCGAUUCAUUGAAUAUGAAUACAAUAGUAUGGUUAAAAUACAUUUUCUUUUAAAGGCUUUAUAAAACAAUUUAAGAAAUUGUAACUGUUGAAGGGUUUGCUCAGACGUACAUGUUGUUUGAAUUGUUUUUUAAUGAGACUGAUCGUAUUGUUAUUAUUUUCAUAAUUUUCUUAGGUAAUUUCAAACUUUAAUAAAUCCACACAUUAACUUAUGUUAUAUAUUAAUAGAACUGUAAUGUGAAUCAGAUGUACAGACACCUAUUUGCUAUUGAUUCUAUUACUUUAAUUUUGAAAUAUAUGUAUCAUAGAAUAAAAACAAACAUCAUUUAGCUAUUUGCAGAAACCGCUGGUAUUACACUGAUGAUAGUUACGUACUUUACUAUUAUCCCAAGAUGACACACAGUCUUUAUAUAGUGCUCAAAGUAAAACUAAUAUAUAUAAGUACGUGUGAACCAGUGACAACUUUACGACAGAUUUUAUCCAUCGGAUCACCAGUGAUGGUGAUACAAGGCUGAAAACACAUUCUGUAUAUAUAAUUCGUCUGAAUAACAGCCCAACAAUGUUGGAUCUGUAAAUUUGCGGAAGCAAAUUUUUGUUCUUCCCUGGCCGGAAUUCGGACUCAUGCUACUGAGAAAUCGUGGCACCAA